Angiostrongylus costaricensis is the source of this 1374-nucleotide messenger RNA. The record is from the annotation of a GenBank genome assembly. Lineage: Eukaryota; Metazoa; Nematoda; Chromadorea; Rhabditida; Metastrongylidae.
AUGGCUAAGGUCGCCGACGGAGACAUGACAUCGGUCGCCGGCAGUGAAGGCGCUCCGAAUACGGUUCCUUUGUUCUUCAUUCUGCUCUGCACAAUAUGUAUGGCCGUUCUUUACUCAAAUAUACUUACCUACCAUUUAACUAUCACGCAACUACACAGCUACGGUAACGGAUCGAUUGCGGACUUCUAUGACGAGUAUGGUAUUCGCGAGAUAAACGACUCACGAGUGAAAAUCACUAUUCAAAAGCAUCGAUUUUUGUCAAAUCCACAAAAAGAGGCACUCAUCUCGGUGGCGCCGUUGGGCGGUCUCAUCUCCUGGUUCCCGAUCGCCGUUGCCUACAAUCACAUGGGAUUCAGACAGAUGGAAAUCUUAACAGAAUCUGGAAAGUCGAAGAAGAUAAUUGCAUUCUUUUUCGGCAGUGACAUGAUGACGCUUGUACGUUUUUCUCUGGCCGCAUUUUUGCCAUACGUGUGCAAAAUGGCAAUCUUCAUUCCCAUGAAUUACAUUGCUACUCCAACAAUCGUCUUCUCUUACAUUCAGAUUGCAGCGUGUUUCGGUUUUCCGAUCUUCUCGCUGUUGUCGUGGAGCGGCCUCGGAUGGCAUUCUGUACACUACGGCGGCUGCAUCGCGACCGCGGUUCUCUUCGGUGUUUUCAUGCUGAUUCACUACGACGACGAGUUCAAGGAGAAGGCGACCAGAGAGGGAACUUUCAAUGAUAUUCGAGUUUGGUCGGUGUUCGCUGCCGCAUUUGGCCAUUUCACUGCUAUCAAUCUCUACUUGACUUUUGGUGCCACAUUCUUGAACAAGGUGGUCUCAAUAUCGAUCGUCGGCACUGGUCUUCUUCUCGCUAUUCCGCCAGUAUCCAACACCAUAAUCAGUUUUCUCAUGUAUGGAAUAUUUUCGAAACUGGCGAAUACUGAGUUAACUAAACUUCGACUUUUCAACACUCUUGGAACCGUGCCAUCCGGCAUUUUCUUCACCCUGAUUGGUUCGUUUGAUCCAGAACAUCAGCGGGGUUCUGCUACAGCACUUUUCAUUAUCGCCAGCUCCUUACUGGGCUUCAGCUCCUGCGGAUUUUUCAGGAUGAACCAGUUACGCUCGAGACAGCACCAUAUAUUUCUACUUGCGAACCUUUUCCUUAUUAACUGCGUUUCAAUGUUUCUCACGUCUCUUUUCAAUGUGUUGAUCGCAAACAAUGAUGAUUACUCAACGUGGGAAGCUGUAUUGAUUCUGCAUGGUGUGAUUCUGAUCGUCACCAACGUAGUAUUCUGCGUUUUUGCAACAGCAGAUGCAGCUGACUGGACGAAAGACGGUUAUGAAGAUUCUUCGAUCCGACCAACAAGGGAAGAUCCUCUCCCCCAAAGACCCCUAUGA